AUUAAUUACUGUCGACCCCGGUCUAGCCGUAUUGUCGCCGUUUCGUGGCGGACGCUGCAGUAUCACGGAAGUAAAUCUCCACGAGCCAACGAAUUUACGCUGUUUGCCCUCCAGCUCCGGAAUAUAUUGAAGUCCCUGUCCCUCCGUCGCCUGUCCUCUUCCUCCAUGUGUCCUAUACUGUCACAUUUCCCACCCUAAUGGCCCCCAAGAAAGAGACCGUCCUGAAGCUGACUUCCUUUCGAUACAAGAAGGAGGGCAUCUCGGAGAAAGACUUCCAUGACUAUGCCAGCAAGAGUCAUGCUCCCAAGGCUGCUCUUGUGCAGUCUCGUCAUGGCGCUCUGAAAGUGGUCCAAUACCACACCCCGAGCGCCAGCAAGAAUCUCAUCGCCGAGAAGAUUCCCUGGGCCAUCCGACCCGGCUGGGAAAUUGAUGACCAUGACAUCCAGGUGUCCGUUUGGGUGCGCAACACGGAGACUAUGCAGGCCAUCGUCAUGGACCCGGAUUUCCAGUCCCUCGUGGCGGGAGAAGACGAUAUCUGCGACCAGACCAGGGCCAAGGUGACCGCAGGCUGGGAGGAGGUCUUUGUCGAGGAUGGCCAGGUCAUUGACGCGGACUACGGCACCUACGAGGAGCGAAUUAGUGCGGGUUCUAGCAGCGUUGUUACACAGGCUCCCGAGGGAAUUCGCAUUUGAAACCAAGAUGUCAAGACUCGGGAUUUGGGAAUAAGCAAGGCAGACGUAUGGAAUAGGCAAAAGUACAAGAACCAGGCCUAGUAGCCACAUGAUGAAUGAUGAUUGAUGAAAUUUGUG
This is a messenger RNA of Aspergillus steynii IBT 23096, 809 nucleotides long. RefSeq names its product EthD domain-containing protein. Bases 198 to 692 code for a protein of 164 amino acids. The record is from RefSeq and is a predicted model, not a curated record. Gene Ontology annotation, molecular function: oxidoreductase activity. The transcript is spliced from 2 exons. NCBI's taxonomy places the organism in Eukaryota, Fungi, Ascomycota, Eurotiomycetes, Eurotiales, Aspergillaceae.